AGAAACCCGGGUUGGGCCAGGGGGUGGCUAGAGCGGUGGCGGCGGCAUCCGGAGUAGCACUGAGAUCUUCCGGUGGCGGGAACUGCGGUCAUGGAUCAUAUUACGGUACCCAAGGUAGAAAAUGUGAAAUUGGUGGAUCGUUAUGUGAGUAAGAAACCAGCUAAUGGGAUUCUUUAUCUUACUGCAACCCACCUGAUCUAUGUGGAGGCUUCUGGUGCAGCCCGGAAAGAAACAUGGAUUGCACUCCAUCACAUUGCCACCGUGGAGAAGUUACCCAUCACUAGCCUGGGCUGUCCCCUGACCCUCCGCUGCAAGAAUUUCCGGGUGGCCCACUUUGUUUUAGACUCUGACCUUGUGUGCCAUGAGGUUUAUAUUUCACUGCUCAAGCUUUCUCAGCCAGCAUUACCUGAAGACCUUUAUGCUUUUUCUUAUAAUCCCAAAUCCUCAAAAGAGAUGAGGGAAAGUGGAUGGAAACUGAUUGAAGCAAUAUCAGACUUUGGGCGUAUGGGAAUACCCAACAGAUACUGGACCAUAACAGAUGCCAACAGAAACUAUGAGAUAUGCAGCACCUACCCUCCUGAAAUAGUGGUUCCUAAAUCUGUUACCUUGGGAACGGUGGUUGGAAGUUCAAAGUUCAGAAGUAAAGAACGUGUCCCUGUGCUCUCCUACCUCUACAAAGAGAACAAUGCUGCCAUUUGCCGCUGUAGCCAGCCUCUCUCUGGAUUUUAUACUCGCUGUGUAGAUGAUGAGCUCUUGUUGGAGGCCAUUAGCCAAACAAACCCAGGGAGCCAGUUUAUGUAUGUUGUAGACACAAGACCAAAGUUGAAUGCCAUGGCCAACCGAGCAGCUGGGAAGGGAUAUGAAAAUGAAGACAACUAUGCCAACAUUCGCUUCAGAUUCAUGGGCAUUGAGAACAUCCAUGUAAUGCGGAACAGUCUGCAGAAACUCUUGGAAGUUUGUGAAUUGAAAACUCCAACAAUGAGUGAAUUUCUUAGCGGCCUGGAGAGCUCAGGGUGGUUAAGACACAUUAAAGCUAUUAUGGAUGCUGGAAUUUUCAUUACAAAGGCAGUGAAGGUAGAAAAGGCCAGUGUCUUAGUCCAUUGUUCUGAUGGGUGGGACCGCACAGCACAAGUCUGCUCGGUGGCUAGCAUCCUCCUAGAUCCAUUUUAUAGGACAUUCAAAGGACUCAUGAUCUUGAUAGAGAAGGAAUGGAUAUCCAUGGGCCACAAGUUUUCCCAAAGGUGUGGCCACCUCGAUGGGGACUCUAAAGAAGUGUCCCCUAUCUUCACCCAGUUCCUAGACUGUAUCUGGCAAUUAAUGGAACAGUUUCCCUGUGCCUUUGAGUUUAAUGAAAACUUCCUGCUAGAGAUUCAUGACCAUGUUUUCUCCUGCCAGUUUGGAAACUUCCUUGGUAACUGCCAGAAGGAUCGGGAAGAUCUAAGAGUCUAUGAGAAAACACAUUCUGUGUGGCCUUUCUUGGUUCAGAGGAAACCAGACUUCAGGAACCCUCUCUAUAAAGGCUUCACUAUGUAUGGGGUACUCAAUCCUAGUACUGUGCCCUACAACAUUAAGUUCUGGUGUGGGAUGUAUAACCGCUUUGACAAAGGGCUGCAGGCCAAGCAGAGUAUACUAGAGAACCUCCUGGAAAUUAAGAAACAGAGAGCAAUGCUGGAGACAGAUGUGCAUGAACUAGAAAAGAAACUAAAAGCCCGUGAUGAGCCACCAGAAGAGAUCUGUACCUGCACUCAAUUAGGAAACUUAUUAUCCCAGCAUCUGGGAAGUCCUUUGACCAAUCCUCUUGGCUUCAUGGGUAUCGAUGGAGACCUGAAUACCUUGAUGGAGAAUGGCACCCUCUCCAGGGAAGGAGGCCUCCGAGCUCAGAUGGAUCAAGUAAAAAGCCAGUGUGCAGACCUCCACCAUAACCAUUGUGAGAUUGUGAGCAGCCUUAGGGCCAUAAAUAUCUCUGGGGAUGUGGGCAUCUCUGGAGGGACAGGCAUCUCUGAGGCCAUGGGCAUCUCUGGAGACAUGAGCACCUUUGAGACUAUGGGCUUCUCCGAAGACUUAGGAAUCUGUGGGGCCAUGGAUAUCUCUGAGGCCACUGACAUAUCUGGAAACAUGGGUAUUUCUGAGGCCAGGGGUUUCUCUGGGGACAUGGGCAUCUUGGGGGACACAGGCAUCUCCAAGGCCAGCACCAAGGAGGCAGACUACUCCAAGCAUCAGUGAGUUAGUUACUCAUCUUCCAUGCUAGGUAUACCUACAGCAGCUACAAUGAUUCUUGUCCCAGAGAGGGCUAUGCUGCUUUUCCAAUUGGUUUAAGUGAGCGAAGCCAAGGCAUCCCUCUCCCCACUUAAGUCUGGAAGGGAAUUACUUUACUGAUUAAGUGACCAAUAUGUUCAUAUUAAGCAGUACAGAGUGUAGGCAAGAGAAAGAAUAUGUUAUUGUUCUAAAAUGGGAUUUAACUAUAGAAAUGUUGCCUCUCAGGUGAGACACAUAUUAAGCUGGUUCUACUGUCUGUUUUCCUUAAUGAUCGACCGCCCCUAUUUUCUAUCCUAACUGCUGUAAUGUGAGAGUGAAGUGGAAAUAUUGUCACAGUGGUCAAUAAUGACCCUUUUGAGGGUAUGGAGAGAUGGUAUACAGUAGGUAACUGAAUUGCAGAAUAUAUUAAAAGAAAAUCUUACUUUCAGGUAUGCUUAGUCAUGGGAUAUUAGCUAACAUUAUUGCCAAUGGAGACAUAUAAUGUUUUCCUGAAAAGGAAAUCAAAAUGAUGCUUAAUUGUUAGCAUGAGUGCAUGAGUGCUUGGUGGUUUGAAAUAUAUAAGGAAAGUUUUCUUAAGUUACAACACAUGCUUUCCCCAACCCACACGCCAGCUAGGUCUUGUUAUAAUACUUAGCCAAUUCCCUUUUUCAUAGAUAGUCCAUAGGUAAAUUUGAAUCCACUACAGUCUAAAAUUAUAAAUUUCAAAUUAAUGGGGUUUGAAUUAGUAACAUUAAUUGCAUCAGUUCAGGAAGUAACUGAAAAUCUCAGUGCUUCAGACUCAGACUGAGACAUGGUCUGUGUGCCCAUCUGGUUUUGUGGAAAAUAGGACCCUUUUUAGGUCUUUUUAUGAAGACAAAUGGUUUUGCUUAUCUAGAUAUCUCAUGAGGUUUGUGGAUUUUUUAGACACAAUUGGCACUACUUUUAAAUCUGGUAGGUUUAUCACCUUGUGCUAAUGUACAGUUUUGAAAAAAGUCCAUUCUGAUAGCAGAUCCAGAUACUCCUGGGGAAAGGGAUGUAUUUUUAUUUAAACACCAGCUUUUCUCCUAGGGGUUGAUAUACUUGAUGGGUUUUUCAUCUGUCCUAUUGGAUAUUCAGUCAUGAUUUUGCUACUUCCACAUACUGAGAGUAGGAUAGGCCUCAGUCAGUUUAGGUCAUGCUCUGUAUAUUCUCAGCAAUUCCAGAACUCUUAAUACCAACAGAAUCCAGGUCCUCACCCAAAAUAUCUGUUCCAAAUACUCUAUAUUUGGCUUAAGCUAAAAAAUUAGAUGACUUAAAGAGGCAUCCCUUGAUUAUCACAUCCAGUUGUGCACGUAGAAAUAUCUAAAGGAUUACCUCAUUAGGUGCUUUUCUUUGAGAGAAAGAGGAACCUUUUAAGGGUUUAAUUUAAAUGUAGGAGAGGAGUGCCAGGAUAGCUCCUUGAUUUCUUAUCCCUAGCUAAACUGUAGACCCAAAAUAUCCUCUUUAGUGGAAGAACUCUAAAUCAUCUUGGUUGUCUUUUUUUAUAUGUAAACAGGAGUCAUUUUUCUAUUUACUUCCUCUUGGUAAAUUUUUAAUUUUUUGUUUUUAAAGAACUCUUAAUUUAUUUGGGUCUUCCCCAUUAAUAAAUAAAGGCCAUAUUUUACUUACAUGUUCUUGAUAGCUACCUUGAUCCUAUAAUUUUAAAGCAUCAAGAUGAUUUCCUUUUUUUAUCUCGCUGGUCCUCCUCUUUCCAUGAUUUAGUCCUUGCUUUAUAUAACCUAAAUCAUCAGAUAUUGCCAGUUGUCAUUUGACUUCUUUUGGAAAAAAAAAAUGGGGUUUGUGCACACCAUUUUGAUCUGGAGGCUACAUCUACUCCUGGCUUUGUGAAGGAAGUUGCCAAAAAGGAUGACGGUACCAAUCUGCCACCAGUGAGCCAUUCUGGAUCUUGCUCCCAGAUCUUUCUCCCAUAUCUCAAUCUGCAUUUUGCAGUUUAUUAAUUAGCAUGAUGUUCUGGAUAGAGUGUGUUUUCAGAGAAGAAAGUAAAAAGGUAAAUGACAAGAUGUAGUAGUUUUUGCAAAUUCUAUAAAAGACUGAAGAGUCUUGAUUUAUUCCUAAAGAUCUGUACAGGUACAGUACAUAGUACCUAAUCUUAUUUCUUAGAUCAAAAACAAAAUUAAUCAAUAGUGAAAGGAAGGUCUUUUCAAUAUAAUUCUAUACUAGAAGUAGUAAACCACAACUCUGGUAUUUCCAAAGGUGAAAACAGCAUUUUUAAAAGACUGGAUUAUUUUGUUAAUUAUCUAAGGCCAUGGGAUUGAUUUCAGUCUCAAAAUCUGUGAGGCCAGUUUGUUUGGUCUUUGAUAUCUUUAUUCCCUAACAUGCCACAUUAUUACUUACAUAUAAAAUAUACAGAACUUAAAAAAAAAAGACUGCAUGAAAAUCACCUAUUUAUUCUCAACACAAAACACCUUUUGGUUUUACAGUUGGAUUUAAAAAUCUGAGAAGAGCCUGGCCGCAAAGGAAGAAAGAGAAACAGGAGAACCUAGGCCAAGCGUAGUAGCUCACGCCUGUAAUCCCAGCAUUUUGGGAGGCCGAGGCGGGUGGAUCACCUGAGGUCAGGAGUUGGAGACCAGCUUGGCCAACAUGGUGAAACCUUGUCUCUAUUAAAAUAUAAAAAUUAGCCAGGCGUGGUGGUGGAUGCCCGUAAUCCCAGCCACUUAGGAGGCUGAGGCACAAGAAGCGCUGAACCCCAGAGGCGGAGGUUGCAGUGAGUCGAGACCACGCUACUGCACUCCAGCCUGGGUGACAGGAGCAAAACUCUAUCACACACACACACACACACACACACACACACACACACACAAAAGAAACAAGAGAACCUAAAUCUUCUCUAAGACCUCUCUCACUGCUAAGACUGUUUCCUCAUCAUAGUCACUGAUCACUGAAAGACCGUCUAAAAUAAUGGUGCCUGAGGGUUCACACCCUUGUCAUUCAUCUUCUCACUUCAGUCCAUGCUUUUUUACCUAUGUCCCAUCUGCAAAGUAAUCCUAAAAGAUAUAUAUAUAUACAGGCUGUUGUUAAACCAGGAGUAUAAGUCACCUUUUUAUAAAGUUAACCUAAGACUUUUCAAUGCCGAAGAGGGAGCUAUAGUGUUGGAAAGGUAGCAUAUUUCCAAAGCCAUUUCAGAAAAUCAAUCUUGGCCUAAGUUAGAGUGAACUAUUUGCAUUCUCUGCGUAAGUUAGAGUGAACUAUUCCAUUCUUUCUCUGCUAUACCCAUGAUACCCCAUCCUAACCUAGACACCUAGCUAAUUUUGUUUUCCUGAUGUGAAAAAUACUCUAAUUCAAAAAAUAACCCUCCAUCAACUUUCAAAGACAACAUAGAAGAAAGUAGGCAGGUUUUAUCUAUUAUUUAUACCUUUCUAAAUCCAAAUUAGAUUUGAUCUGGCUUCAUCAAAACCAAUAAAAAUAUAAAAGAACCAUUAAAAUAAGAAUUAAUACAAGUAACAGUUGGGUAAAAUAUGUGUUCCAGAAAAAUUAAGGUAAAGAUGAUUGCUGCAAUUGCAGUUAAUAUUAGAAAAUAAGACAAAAGAAGAAAUGUAAGGAGUUACAUGGAUUGCAUUACUUAAGACAAGGUUUGUACCAGCUCGUUAGAAAAAAAAAGUUUUAAGGUAUUGUCUUUCAACAAUUCUUAUAUCUUAAUAUUCUUGACAUCCGAUUAUCUACUAAGCAGUUAUAUGUCACAGUUGUUUUAUGCAAUGUUUUCCAUAUGGCUGUACCUUUACCAUUAAACUUCAAAAUUCAACAACAGAGUAUUAAGUCAUGCAGUGAGAAGGCCGUAACUUGGGAUCUGUAGCUUUCCAGUGAUCUAAUUUAAUACAUGGAACAAGUUGAUAUAGUCUUGAUAAUUACUUUAGCCCUCAGGUGAUUGGUCCUUGGCUAAUUAGUUGUCUUAGAAGGUUGGGUAACUUCAGCUGGAGAGGAAUAUUUGAGAGGCAGGUCAUUGUUGAAGACCUGAAUGGCAAAAGAGAGUUGGAAAAGUCAUUUCUCCCACAGUGACAAAAUCCCAAAAUUUUUAAUAUGUUCCAAUAAUACCAGCUACUACUCUACACUUUCCCCAGGAAUGAGAUUGGAAAUUUAUGGAUUCAGAUGCUGUACUUUUAGAUGUUCUGCAGUGGUUUGGUUGGAACAAGAGAUGAGACAUUAGAAAAUGUUACCUGAACUAUGUAUUAGGGAAAAGAUUUUGUUUAUCCAUAUCUUUUGUUUCCCUUUGCCAUGAAAACUCUAUCUAAAUAAAACCUGUUCACCAUGGAAAAAAAAAAAAGAAGAAGAACAAAGCGUUCAAGAUAGGAAAAUAAAUAAAUAAAUAAAUAAAUAAAAAAUUAAAAUCUGAGAAGAAAAAGAUGGAAUCCAGGUAUUUAUACACUAUUAAAAGCAGAUUAGCUAUCUAUAGGUAGGAGCCCAGCAAUAGUGAGGAGACUCUUGAAGGUAAGUUGCCAGGAGUACUAGAAAAGAUGAUCUAUUAAUGGCUUUCACUUCAUACUCUGAUAUAGCACCUAUCCUGUGAAAGAAAUGUGACUCCCUUCCCCCACUGUCCUACCUUUCCAGUUCCCCAAGCAGAAAUUCCAUUCUCAUGUGACUACUCUACUUAAAUAGGAAGGCAUUUAACCACCUGCCACUGUCAUCCACUAAUCUGACCUCUGCCUGCUUUCUACACAAGUUUCACAGGCCUGGGGUUACUGCUUAUCUUUUCUAAGCAUGAGGCAGGCUCUGUCCCUGUGCUUGUGGCCAUGCUCAGAGUCUACCAUGGCCACCGUUUUAAAAAUGCAUUAAUUAUUUACUUAGUUUAUGGAAUGACAGAUUUAUCACAGUAAUAAAUAAAACAAUUUUAAAUAACAAACUUAAAUAACAGCUAACAGUUUGACUUUUUAAAGAAGAAAUUCACUAAUAAGGUUUGCUCUAUGAAAGAAAACCUGAAACUCUAUAUAGAACUAAUUAAAAGAAUCUAAAGCUUAUGGUGAAUAUAUUAGACAUGUGUAUCUUUGGAAAGUACCCUUAGAAAUUAUGUUCAUUUACCAGCAAGUCAGUUGUCAUUGCCUGCCAACAUACAUGAAACACCUUUUGUCUGAGAUACCCCUCACACUUCACUGGAAGUGAGACCUUUCUCAGAACACUUCCAGCCAAAAAGGAAUCCAAGUCUUUUUAAGAGGUGCUUUUCAAACCUAAUUGGUAACUAUUUAAGCUUGGCCUUAAUUUAGUAGAAAGAGAAGUUUAAUAACUAAAGAUGAUCAUGUUAGUUCUUUGUUACAUACUGGCUUUUAUUAAACACCCAACUCUUCUUGAUGCUAAUUAGGCUUUGAUAUACUAUUGGGAAAUCUUUCUAUGAGCGUAUUUUAUUAAGUGUACUUUUUCUAAACAAUUGUGUAGGGUAACGUAAAUUACCUUUACAUUAAAAUAUCCCUCUCAAAAGGGGCUUACUGUACUCCAGAUUGGUUUAUACCUAGGAAGAUAAUUCUCACUUUAUUACUUUCCAAUGUUUAUGAUUUAGUGAUCUCUAAACUAAAUUUUUACCUCACCUUCAGGCAUCUCACUCUCAGAAUUGUUUGUAUGAUACAGGCAGAUAUGAUUCCAACCAAGUCUGAUUGCUUUAUUCUAAGUGCCAAAUCAAAACCUUCCUUUUGAUGUACACAUUUAAAAACAAAAAGAGAAGGCUUAAGCCUUACAUGCUGUUCCUAUGUUUUUGUUUUUGUUUUUGUUUUAAUAUACUGUGAAGAAAUGGUUGAGGUGUCAGGCAGUAACAGACAAAUGGAAAGAUGUGAGGUCAUAACGGACUCGUUUUCUCGUCCUUUUAAAGGCAGUUGUGAUUUCAGAGUAUUUGAUGGUGGCAUAGAAACUUUUCCAAAGCAAAAAACAAAAACGCAAAAUGUGCUUUUCAAGCCCUAUAAAACAUCUUCUCUGAUUCCCUGCCUUCCCCUGAAAUAGGAAGUACUAGUAUUGUCACCAGUCUUGGCAGCCCAUGUCUCCUUUACAUGUCAAUGCAAGUAAAAGCAUGUUACAUUCUCUGUGAUUUGUGACUGUUUUCACAAAAGAGAAGUGUGCUUUGAAAACAGCUGUCUCAUUUAGACCCAUGAGUCUUGCAGAAACUGAACAAACAUAUGCUGAGAAGUUGGCAUGUGUGAAACCAAUGGCUUCCAUGUUAAGUCUGGUGUCCUGUCUCUUGGUGCUUUUUGAAGCAUUGGGGGUAACCUGAAAGCUUUUUUCUCUUCCACAGCUUUGUUAACCUUUCAACCAUUUUCAUGGUUUCAUACUUAACUUUUUAGAGGGCUCUACAUCAGCCCUUACAGAAUCCCAGUUGUGGAGAAGGAGGUGGGAAGGGUCGGGGGAAGAGAAUAAUACAGAAACAUACCUGGCCAGUUCAACAAAAAGAGUAUAUACCUAUCCAUGAUUAUCAGCAUUCCAGUUAUUUAAAAUUUCAUGUGCUCCUUGAGAUUAAAUUGUUCACAAUAAGGUCCAAAAGUCUUUUCCAAGUGGUACUGAGACUACUAUAUUUUCUUUUUAAGGCUUUUACACUGGUAGAAACUCUCCUUAAGAAUGCUAUGAGUUGUGUAUUUUCUUUGUCAACAUUUUUCUGUUGUGAUAUGUAGUCCUGGGUUUUCUCUUCUUCUAGAGAGUGAAGGAUGAUGGGUGGUAUUCUCUCCCCUUAACAUGUCCCUGAGGCAGAUCAGUCCUUAGCUUUCUUUUGCUUCUUUUGCUGAAGCAACAUUGGAUUUCUCACCUGUCAGGUGAGAAACAUGCACCAAAAUCAUAAAUAAUCAUUGUUCAAAGACCCUUAUCUUCUGGUCCCACUUCACAUGCAUUUGGCCAUACCAGUUCACAUAAAGUGUCUCCAAGUCUCCACUUCACUUGCAUUUGCAGACAGGGUGGUUUCUUCAUUUUGUGAAUGCCAAUGAGAAUGCAGAGCACAUAUUCUACUUCUGAAACAGAGCAUGUUGUAUAUUAUAGUUUGACAAUGCCUGUGGCAUAGGAACAGCUAACAAGUUCAGUCCUUUUGGAAUAUAGCUCAUAGUGUAGCUGUGUGUGUGUGUGUGUGUGUGUGUGUGUGUGUGUGUGUGUGUGUGUACUAGAACUUUAGUAUCAUCUGGUCUCAUAGGUUAUUUGGGCAUUCAGAUGAAGAGGAUUUGUCCAAGAAAUUAGAAACUCUUUUAGUGCUAAGCCUCUUACUUUGAUAUUGUCCAGCUAAGUUUAAUGAGUACUUUGGGACAUGCCAAGCCAGAGAUACAAACCAAAGUGAAGCAAUUGGCCUUUUCUCUGGGAUAUAUUAUCAGGCAGCUUUAAAAGUAAGAUUCAAGUAUAUGACCAGUGUUAUCUGUAAUACAUUAAUGUCAGCCACAUACCUGCAUGAAGAUAUGCAACUGAUGUAUAAUUCAGAAUUGAACUAUAUAGGUUCUUUGAGAACCUGACUUUUUAUUAGCUCCAGGUUUACAGACUGACACUGUCACAGCAGCUCAAGUCUGAUCUUGCCAAGGUACAACAGCGUGAAUGAUUGACUUUAAUCCCCUGUUAUGUGUUAUCUUAAGCCUGUCACACCACUGCGAUAUGGAUGUGUGACCCAGUGACGAUGUUCACUGCCAGUUGUUUUGUCCAGUGCCACAGAGCCCAUUGGCCCUCUACUGCAGUUAUGUUACAGUUUGUAAAUGUUUGGACGAUACAGUGUUUUUUAUCCAAAAUUAAAAACCUUCAGUCUUUUGCA
Macaca mulatta (Rhesus monkey) is the source of this 9958-nucleotide messenger RNA. It is a transcript of the gene MTMR8, whose product is annotated as myotubularin related protein 8. Gene Ontology annotation, biological process: phosphatidylinositol dephosphorylation. Gene Ontology annotation, molecular function: phosphatidylinositol-3,5-bisphosphate phosphatase activity; phosphatidylinositol-3-phosphate phosphatase activity. NCBI's taxonomy places the organism in Eukaryota, Metazoa, Chordata, Mammalia, Primates, Cercopithecidae. The record is from RefSeq and is a predicted model, not a curated record. Gene Ontology annotation, cellular component: nuclear envelope; cytoplasm.